UUUGGCAGUUGUUUAAUGGCGACGACCAGUGACGGGUCGUCCUGUGCAGUUUGACAUCGUAUAUUUAUUUGGAAUACUUUUAGGCAGACUGUUUACGUAAACAUGACGGGAAUAUUGCCUACUUACCAACGAUUUAUAAAUGGCGUUCCCGUGCCGUCCAUAUCGCGACGCUCGUUUCGACUCCGAGAAAAAUAUUUGAUAAUUUCUGUACUUUUGACAUUUGGAAUAGUGUGGCUCGGUGCACUGUUUUAUUUACCAGAGUUUAAGAGUACGACGAGUGUUAACGACAGUGUAUACAAUGUUUAUAAAAGAAUACAGAAAGCGGGCCCAGAGCUCCUCAUGCCACCGCCACUCGCACAAAACGACGUGGGUGAGUUCCCAGUCGUUGGAAUCGUUCGUCAUGGUGAGGAAGGCGACGAUCCCCAUGUCAUCGAAGACAGGAAUCGCCUGAGGGCCAAGAUCGACGAGGACAUGGGCAUGAAAGUAUUGGAAAGACCCCAGUUCGAUGUAGCACCUUCUGUGUCAUCUUCCAAAGGCCCCAGCAAACCUCCAGUAGACGCUAUCGAGGAACCCGCGGCUGGUAAUAAUGCAGCCGGUAGGGACGUAUCACCCUCAGGCCUUAAGAGUAUGAAUGCAGUCAGCAAGUAUGUAAUCCCACCACUCGAUGCAAAUGCAGAUGGCAGCAUACGGAACAAGAGAGAUACAGUAAAACAGAUGAUGCGUCACGCGUGGAACAACUACAAGCUGUACGCGUGGGGCAAGAACGAGCUGAAGCCGAUCUCGAAGCGGGCCCACCUCACCAGCGUGUUCGGAGCCGGGGACCUCGGCGCCACCGUCGUCGACGGCCUCGACACCCUCUACCUCAUGGGGCUGAUGGACGAGUUCCGGGAAGGCCGGGACUGGGUCGCCGAGCACUUCCAUAUCAGCGAAAUUGACUCUGAUCUGUCGGUGUUCGAGACGACUAUCCGCUUCGUGGGCGGCUUCCUGUCGUGCUACGCGCUGACCGGCGACACCAUGUUCCGCGACAAGGCGGCCGAGGUGGCGGAUGCGCUGCUGCCCGCCUUCGACACGCCCACCGGCCUCCCCUACGCGCUCAUCAACCCCUCUAACAAGGCCAGUCACCAGUACCACUGGGCGGGCGCCAACAGCAUCCUGUCGGAGGUAGGCACGCUGCACAUGGAGCUGACGUACCUCAGUGACGUCACAGGAAACGACGUGUACCGACAGAAGGCGCAGCGCAUCCGCGACGUGCUCCACAACAUACAGAAGCCCGACGGCCUCUACCCCAACUACAUCAACCCGCGCACCGGCCAGUGGGGGCAACGUCACAUGUCCCUCGGCGCGCUCGGCGACUCCUUCUACGAGUACCUGCUGAAGGCGUGGCUGGUGUCGAACACCGAGGACGCCCAGGCCCGUGUGAUGUUCGACGAGGCCAUGCAGGCGGCGCUGGACAAGAUGCUGCGCGUGUCCCCGUCCGGCCUCUCCUACCUCGCUGAGCUCAAGUAUGGCAGGAUAUUCGAGGAGAAGAUGGACCAUCUGUCGUGCUUUGCUGGCGGCAUGUUCGCGUUAGCGUCGACGACUCUGGAGAACUCCCAGUCGGAGCGGUACAUGGACGUGGCGCGUAAGCUGACUCACACCUGCCACGAGAGCUACGACCGCGCAGACACCAAGCUCGGCCCUGAGGCGUUCCGGUUCACUGGCGCCGUGGAGGCGCGCGCCAUGAAGAGCAACGAGAAGAUGUACCUGCUGCGGCCCGAGACCUUCGAGAGCUACUUUAUCAUGUGGCGCCUCACCAAGGAGCAGAAGUACCGCGACUGGGGCUGGGACGCCGUCGAGGCGCUAGAAAAGCACUGCCGCGUUGACGGCGGGUACACGGGACUGACCAACGUCUACCACACCUCGCCGCAGGGUGACGACGUGCAGCAGAGCUACUUCCUCGCUGAGACUCUCAAGUAUCUCUACCUGCUGUUCAGCGACGACAGCCUAAUACCACUCGACGAGUGGGUGUUCAACACUGAGGGCCACCCGUUCCCCGUGCGCAGCAAGAACCCUCUGUACCGCGCCUACGAGCCGGACCCCAACGACAACCAGCUAUAGGUGUUCCUGUUCUACGACGACAGCCAACACUACAGGACUUACAACCUCAUUAAUUAUUAUUAAACGUGACCGUCUCGCAAGACCACGGUAAUGUUUUAGUGAAUUUGUGAAGUGAACUAUUUGGUUAGUAACGCUGAAAUUUUUUAUGAAUUGUGAUUAUUUGAAGCGCAUUUUAACAUCUUCGUUGUGAUAACAAACAUAAUAUAUUUGUUAAUAACUUAUUGCUUGAGUUAUUAUGAAUUUAGUGACGCACGGAGAUAAUGAUUGGUGACGUAGUUUUGAAUAAACUUACUGCAUAAUAAUUCCUACUUAUUAACUCAUUAAUAGGAGUAUUCAUUCCUUCUGCGACUCACUAAAAUAUAGUUUAAAAUUGAAUCAAU
This is a messenger RNA of Aricia agestis (brown argus), 2477 nucleotides long. RefSeq names its product mannosyl-oligosaccharide alpha-1,2-mannosidase IA (gene alpha-Man-Ia). Gene Ontology annotation, biological process: carbohydrate metabolic process; N-glycan processing. Lineage: Eukaryota; Metazoa; Arthropoda; Insecta; Lepidoptera; Lycaenidae. Gene Ontology annotation, molecular function: mannosyl-oligosaccharide 1,2-alpha-mannosidase activity; calcium ion binding. The record is from RefSeq and is a predicted model, not a curated record. The transcript is spliced from 10 exons. The coding region runs from base 103 to 2097 and encodes 664 amino acids. Gene Ontology annotation, cellular component: endoplasmic reticulum; Golgi membrane.